Macroventuria anomochaeta is the source of this 1293-nucleotide messenger RNA. RefSeq lists its product as uncharacterized. Bases 223 to 1122 code for a protein of 299 amino acids. The transcript has 6 exons. The record is from RefSeq and is a predicted model, not a curated record. Lineage: Eukaryota; Fungi; Ascomycota; Dothideomycetes; Pleosporales; Didymellaceae. Gene Ontology annotation, molecular function: chloride channel activity.
CUGCCAUAUAUGUAACACAAUCGCGGAGUAAGAUAGUCUGCAGAGGAACCGCAAAACUGGAUCCGAAUACUCAGCGAUCCCGGACGGUGUACCACGAAUGUGGCUUGGAGUGGUCCUGGCAAUGUGAGAAGAAGGCAUUGUCGUCAUAAAAGCCUCGGCCUUCGAUGUGGGGUGUCAUAAUGCAAACAGGACACUUUCACAACAAACGAGACUCUGACGUCCAUGCUUGAACCAAAGCCACGCCAAGGGUUGGAAAGAUACUUCUUCGGUCCUCGGGAUACUGCCAGACAUUCAAAAUGGCCACAUGCUCUGCGUAUGCACGGUAGCGUCACUCCAAAGAUCCUCUUACGAGUGACUGCCGUAGGUGCUUGGGCUGCCUUAAUCAGUGUGUCAUCCGGGGAGGUCUACCUAAUCAACGUACAUCCCAUCGUUACAACACGGCUUGGUAUACUUGUCGGGUUGGCACUCAAAGUUCGCAGUUCAUCCGCAUACAAUCGCUACACGGAGGGAAGAAAAUGCUGGAGCAAGCUCAUCGGUAUUUCAACAAGCCUCGCACGCAACAUAUGGAUCCAUGUCGAAGAGCAGGAAGGCGACAUGGAGAAGCAAGACCUCCUUGCCAAAGUCACAUCCUUGAACAUGAUAAUCGCUUUCGCCGUAGCCUUCAAGCACAGAAUCCGAUUCGAGCCCUACAUCCAGCAUUCAGACCUAUACAACCUGGUCAUCCACAUGGACACGCUCGCUAAAUCCGCAGGGACACCGACCGUACAAGAGAAGAAGCCAGGAACUGAAACGCGCAACACGUCCCUUCGGCAACCCUCCCCUUGGAAAUCCUAUAACACAUGUACGCCUUCAUCACAACGCCGCAAACGGCGGUAUACUCAGAACAGGAAGCAUGGAAUCCAAGAUUCUCGACAGUCUGCGCGCCCUCGACUACAUCCUCAUCACAUCAGACCACAUCUUGAACACGCCCUUGCCCAUCGCCACAUCUCAGAUCACGUGACUCUUUUUGUCGUCUGUCUGCCAUUCCAACUUGUCCACUUGAUGGGCUCCACAAGCAUCCCCCGUGAUCGUGCUCUCUGUAUACAUAAUACUGGAGUUCUCCGCGAUCGGAAACGGGAUUGAAAAUCCCUUUGGUCUCGAAGUCAACGAUCUGCCUCUGGAAAUCUACUGCGCGCAAAUUGCUUCCGAGAUAGCCAUCAUCUCCGCAUAACUAUCGCCCAAGUUGAACGACUGCGUAACACACACCGGCAACAACCCCCACUACCGAGUCAGCACCUUACCCGCGCACUUCUG